Aphanomyces astaci is the source of this 1676-nucleotide messenger RNA. RefSeq lists its product as hypothetical. The coding region runs from base 96 to 1643 and encodes 515 amino acids. Lineage: Eukaryota; Oomycota; Saprolegniomycetes; Saprolegniales; Verrucalvaceae. The transcript has 10 exons. The record is from RefSeq and is a predicted model, not a curated record.
CGGAUAAUGAAAAAACGCGCGAAGAUCGGAAGAUUGCAAUUUGUGAUGACGACAUUUCGAAAUUUGCGUCGUGCCGCUCACAUCCUCCCGACAUCAUGGCGCAGUCCCAAGGCGGCAGAAUCCGAAUCACCCUCAAGUCGGCAGUGAAGUCAACGCCCAUGGUUGUAGCUCCUCAUACGCCGGGAAACUCCAAGAUCACGGAAACGCAGUCGUUGAACGUCAUCAAGAACUUGAUCCGGGUGUCCAUAUCCGAGAUUUGCUACCUUCGAAACCUAUUUCCGGAUGAAGUGUUCAAGGAACGAGUGUAUGCCGACAUGCAGAUCAAGUGCCUUGCUCCGCAAGAAAAUUCGCGAGACCAAUCCAUGCAAGAUGCGUACUCGAUCACAGAGUGGCUGGAAGCAGGGGCUUUCGACGCAAUGGAAAAGAAGUACCUCUUGCAAUUGGAGUUUUGCAUCUAUGCACUGGGAAAGAACAAGACCCCUCAAAACCUACUGGAAUGUUACACGUACAAGAUCAAGGAAACGUCCAAUGGAUCGACAUUUUCCACGAGUUUUACAGGAACACAAAAUAUCGAUUCCCAUCCCGAAAAGGUGAAGACGCAGGCCGUUCAAAUGAUUCGAAACCUUGUCAGCAUCACCAACACACUGGAACCGCUGCCAAAGAGUCGAUACAUCACAAUGAAGUUAUCCUACAACGAUCUUUGCCCAUCUGGGUGGCAGCCAAAGUAUUUCAAAGAGCUCACCUCAGACCUUGGUGAAUCUUUUGGCGAAUCCACAUUGAAGUUGGAUGUGGGACGUAUGGCAACUCCGUUCCACGCUAUUUCGAUGAAGUUGGAGGCCGCGGAGAGCGCGUUCGGGACAGGUGUCGAUGCCCCAAGCCGCGAAGUCGAUAUUUCACUCUCACAAGCCAACAUCGUGUCGAACGAAGACGCAAAGUCUCCAGCUGUUGUCUCGCCAAGCCCCGAGAAAACAACCGAAGGGAUUCGCCGCGCCAAGCCUGGCCUUCCAUUUUCCCAACCUUUGCAGCGACAAACAAGAAGUCCCGCUUUGACCAAAGAUGGACUUAUUCGCUACUGCAUUCAAUUCAAGACUGUGACCAUCCAAGAGAUCGAAGACAAGCUGGGCUAUGACCUCACCGUGAUCAAGAAAUGCAUGGACGAGCUUUGUGCAGAAAACGUGUUUACGAAUCGAAGUGAUGGCGAAUACGAAGUCAUGGCGCAGCAGGAUUGCUACUACUUUGAUGCCAUAAACCUCAUCCAUGGGAAACUGCGACGCCACAUCUCCGUGCAUACGUUGGCGAAGUGCAUGUCGUGGUCGAUUUAUUUUGCCAAGGCCAUCUUGUGGCGCAUGAACCAUGACAAACUUAUCGACAUGGAACGAGAAGUGGCGUUUGAUGGAUACAAGGUCGUUUUGGAAGACGCCAAUCGAUCGAUCAUCCAAAAGGCAAUUCAAUCAGUGGCUGAAAAAGCUGCCCAAACAACGAAGACACCAGGCAAAAAGACCCCUCAACGAACGUCGAUGUCGAAGCCCCGCCCGACGUCAAGUUGUGCAUACAUGCCCAUCCUUCAAUCCAACCAAAUGGCCAAGAAGCGACGCGUGAUGAUCAGCAGAGUGGCGGCGACUCCCAUGUCUAUGACUCGGUGAUAACGUCCUGAGACAAUCUAUUCAAUUCACUUG